Messenger RNA from Octodon degus (degu), 927 nucleotides. Its product is annotated as olfactory receptor 10J3. Gene Ontology annotation, cellular component: membrane. The record is from RefSeq and is a predicted model, not a curated record. Gene Ontology annotation, biological process: G protein-coupled receptor signaling pathway. The transcript has a single exon. Gene Ontology annotation, molecular function: G protein-coupled receptor activity; olfactory receptor activity. NCBI's taxonomy places the organism in Eukaryota, Metazoa, Chordata, Mammalia, Rodentia, Octodontidae. Bases 1 to 927 code for a protein of 308 amino acids.
AUGCCAGUGCCAGGAACAAACUUCACUUUUGUGACUGAGUUCCUUUUUGAAGGUUUCUCCAGUUUUGGGUGGCAGCACAGGCUUAUUCUCUUUGUCAUUUUUCUAACAUUGUACAUGCUGACUCUGUCUGGUAAUGUGAUGAUUGUGACCAUUAUUCGCCUGGACCGCCGCCUUCAUACUCCCAUGUACUUUUUCCUGAGCAUGCUCUCCAUCUCUGAGACCUGCUACAUGGUGGCUAUCAUUCCUCGUAUGCUUUCUGGCCUCCUGAAUCCUCAGAAGGCUAUUUCUUUUCAAGACUGCGCCACUCAGCUCUUCUUCUAUCUUACUUUUGGCAUCAAUAGCUGCUUUCUGCUUACAGCUAUGGGGUAUGACCGCUAUGUGGCCAUCUGCAACCCCCUAAGGUAUUCAGUUAUCAUGGGCAACAGGACUUGUAUCCAGCUGGCAUCUGGGUCACUAGGGGUUGGUCUGAGCAUGGCCAUUAUUCAGGUAACAUCUGUAUUUGGCCUGCCUUUCUGUCGUGGAUUUGUCAUCUCCCACUUCUUUUGUGAUGUGAGACCCCUGCUGAAGCUGGCCUGCACAAAUACCACUGUCAAUGAGAUCAUUACCUUUGUAGUGAGUGUCUUUGUUCUUGUUCUACCAAUGGUCCUGGUCUUCUUCUCCUAUGUCCUCAUUAUCUCUACCAUCCUCAAGAUUGCUUCAGCAGAGGGCAGGAAGAAGGCCUUUGCCACCUGUGCCUCCCACCUCACAGUGGUCAUCAUCCACUAUGGCUGUGCCUCAAUUGUCUACCUCAAGCCCAAGUCCCAGAGUUCCCUGGAGCAGGACAGACUAAUCUCAGUGACGUACACUGUCAUCACCCCUCUGCUGAACCCUGUUGUGUACAGCCUGAGGAACAGGGAAGUCAAAGAAGCUCUGUGCAGAGCAUUUUGA